UUUCCAAACACUUUUUUCUCCGAGCCCCGCCAUUCUACUCGGCAUGCUGCGGUGGGUCCUGUCAGCACCCUGCAUCCCCCACUGCUUUUCCAAGGGAGGAAAGUGUGCUGCCUCUUCUGACCCAGGAAUCUAACUCCAAAUCCCGGAGAGGCAUAUUAAGAAGAGCUGUCUUUUCUGAAGACCAGAGGAAAGCUUUGGAGAAAAUGUUCCAGAAGCAGAAGUAUAUUAGUAAAACAGACAGGAAGAAACUGGCCCUUAACCUGGGUCUAAAGGAGUCUCAGGUGAAAAUUUGGUUUCAGAAUCGAAGGAUGAAAUGGCGAAACUCCAAAGAAAAAGAAGUGCUUUCUAACAGGUGCCUCCAAGAAGAAGGUCUUCAGGAGAACUACCUCUCACGAUCCACCAUGAAUUUUACCUCCCCAUGCCCAUCUGUGUGGGAAAUGUCUGAAGAGCGGGCAAGUCCAAGGUGGAGAGAGCAUUCUCCAGGAAAUUCUGAAAGACUGACUAGUACACAACCACCUCCAAGAGCGAAUUCAUUGCAGAGCCCACUCUAUUUGUAUCCUGACCAAGACACUGCAAACAAGGCAUCAUCAAGUGUGAGGGAGUAGGGGCAGUUUGUAAAUGGAGUGGGAGAGGGCAGGCUUCAAAUGAGCAGUGUUUUAAGAUUAACAAUAUUUGAACAUUGUAAAGUUAACUAGUUUAUGCUUCAAAAAUAUGCUAAAGUUUAACACAUUAAAAUUGCAAGCAACUAAUGAUUUAAGAAGUAUUCGUCAAUAUUCAAUCUUUUCUUGUGUCUUUUCCAGUGUUAUACUGACCUUUAAGUAAAAUAGGAACUGAUGGUAAGUAAAAUGAAGUGAAGAGCAUGAAGCUGAAUUUGUGCUCUAAUUUAUACAUCUGCACUGUAUGUGAUGCUCAUUAAAACACACACUAAUAGAGUCACUUUUAUUUCUCAUUGUAGUCAGACCAAUUAAUUUCUUCUGUGCAUGAGAUAAGAGUUCUGUUUCUCUCAA
Cyanistes caeruleus (blue tit) is the source of this 1007-nucleotide messenger RNA. Lineage: Eukaryota; Metazoa; Chordata; Aves; Passeriformes; Paridae. The record is from RefSeq and is a predicted model, not a curated record.